GGGGCCGGAAGUCAAGUCGGAGAGGGAGGUGACUCUGCUUCCGUUUCUGGUUUUGCUACAGUGUUUAGGUUUUCUUAGCGGCUGUCCAAGAUGAACCGAUUCUUCGGGAAAGCGAAACCCAAGGCUCCGCCGCCCAGCUUGACUGACUGCAUUGGCACGGUGGACAGCAGAGCAGAAUCCAUUGACAAGAAGAUUUCUCGGCUGGAUGCUGAACUAGUGAAGUAUAAGGAUCAGAUCAAGAAGAUGAGGGAGGGACCUGCAAAGAAUAUGGUCAAGCAGAAAGCCUUGCGGGUUUUAAAGCAAAAGCGGAUGUACGAGCAACAGCGGGACAAUCUCGCCCAACAGUCAUUUAAUAUGGAGCAGGCCAACUACACCAUCCAGUCAUUGAAGGACACCAAGACCACGGUUGAUGCUAUGAAAUUGGGAGUAAAGGAAAUGAAGAAAGCAUACAAGCAAGUGAAAAUUGACCAGAUUGAGGAUCUACAAGACCAGCUAGAGGAUAUGAUGGAAGAUGCAAAUGAAAUCCAAGAAGCACUGAGUCGUAGUUACGGCACCCCAGAAUUAGAUGAAGAUGACCUCGAAGCAGAGUUGGAUGCACUGGGCGAUGAGCUUCUGGCUGAUGAAGACAGUUCUUAUUUGGAUGAAGCAGCAGCUGCGCCCGCAAUUCCAGAAGGUGUUCCCACUGACACGAAGAACAAGGAUGGAGUCCUGGUGGAUGAAUUUGGAUUGCCACAGAUCCCUGCUUCGUAGACUUUCAUCAUUCAAGUAUAUCGUGUAAAAUAAAUGCGUAUUCUGGGACUGGGGAAUAUUUAUCUUUCCAAGUUUGCCAUAACAGAUUUAGGUUUCUUUCCUUUCCUUGGAGGAAAAGUUAAUUAUUUUGCUUUUUUUUUUUUCCUAUAAGAGACUCAUUGCUUGGAGGAGGCUUUCUUGAUACUAAAUUUUUAUUCCUUUUCUGUUAUGAAAGACUAACUUAAAAUUAUCAUUGGAUAUGUCCAUCUUAAUUCCUUAAUAAUAAUAAUUUUGAAAUAAAACCAAGGAAAUGGAAAUCUUUUAAGUUCUGUGACAGCAUAUCUCCACAAUCUCAAACUGACCUGAUAAAUCGAUGGCAAAGAUGAGAAUGGUGGGACUGUCCAUAUUAUGAUUCAAAACCGUUUUCUCUUGUGGUGUUAUAGGUUGGUUAUAGUGAUGGCCUUUUUAGGUGAGUUUUGUUCUGUCUUGUGAGUAUAUCAUUACUGUGUCCAGUAUUGGAAUGGAAUUAUCACUACUGUACCAUGGGUGGAUAUUUUGAUUCUGUGGUUUGUUCAGUAUUACAGCUGACUGGUAAUCAAUAAUGAAUAUUUCUUGAUAUUUAAUGUAUAGGACAUUUAUUUAUACUCAAUAAAUA
Budorcas taxicolor (takin) is the source of this 1384-nucleotide messenger RNA. RefSeq names its product charged multivesicular body protein 5 (gene CHMP5). The coding region runs from base 91 to 750 and encodes 219 amino acids. The transcript has 8 exons. Gene Ontology annotation, cellular component: multivesicular body. Gene Ontology annotation, biological process: vesicle budding from membrane; late endosome to vacuole transport via multivesicular body sorting pathway. NCBI's taxonomy places the organism in Eukaryota, Metazoa, Chordata, Mammalia, Artiodactyla, Bovidae. The record is from RefSeq and is a predicted model, not a curated record.